CUUUGGGAAAGCAAGCUGAUGCAGUCCAAAGCUGUAGAUGGGUUUCAUUCAGAUGAACAACAGCAACAGCAGCUUCUACACGCUCAGCCACAACAGCUUCAUCAUGUAGCACCAUCGCAGCAGUCACAUCCUCAGCAGCAUGCGUUACAACAACAGCAGUCACAGCAGGUGCUCAUCUCAUCAACUCAGCAAGCACCUCAACCACAAGUGAUAGUGCAAGAUUCCAAGCUGAUACAGCACAUGAACACAACUGGCAUGGUAAGGAUUUUACACAAUGCUAGGCUUAACUUACCCUUGGGUAUUUCUCCACUACCAUCGUUGUUUUCCAACAAUGGUCAGAUCUUGCAGGUUGUUAGAGCUGCAAAUGGAGCACAGUAUUUGGUACAGUCACAGCAGCCAGUAGUUCUACAGCAGCCGGUUAUUCCUCAGAUGCAGCCUGGAGUUCAGGCACCUGUUAUUCAGCAGGUUUUGGCACCAAUUUCUGCAGGCAUGCAGCAACAGACUGGAGUCAUCAUUCAGCCUCAGCAGAUAGUCAUUUCAGGAAGUAAGGUCCCUCCAAACGCUCAGCUCAUGCAACAGACAACAGUAGCAGCGUCUACAACGAUGCCGCAGGGCCAGAAUACAGCAGCUGGACAGCACCCACCAUUAAUGCUUCAGGUUGAUGGAACAAAUGACACAUCCUCUGAAGAAGAUGAGGAUGAAGAAGAAGAUUAUGAUGAAGAUGAAGAUGAAGAAAAGGAAAAGGAUGGAGAUGAUGAUGGGCAGGUUGAAGAGGAACCUCUGAACAGUGAAGAUGAUGUCAGUGAUGAAGAUGGGCAAGAGCUGUUUGACACGGAGAAUGUUGUUGUAUGUCAGUAUGAUAAGAUUCAUAGAAGCAAAAACAAGUGGAAAUUUCACCUGAAGGAUGGAAUCAUGAACUUGAAUGGCAGAGAUUACGUGUUUUCUAAAGCCAUUGGUGAUGCAGAAUGGUGAAAAGGAACUAAUUAACUUAAGACUGGACAUGGUGUGCACUUCAGCUUACUAAGCUUGCACAACCCAGUAAAAAUACAAGUAGGAACUACUGGAACUGUGCUACUGAGUAGUACAGCCAACACUACAUCCUGUCAGCAAGCCUUAGAUUGAUAGUGGCUAGUAAUAGGCGAUGAGACCCAGAAAUCAGGUUAUUUUAUUGUAAGUAAGAUGAGACCCAGUUAUUUUAGUUCCAUAACUUCCAUGCUGCAUUCAGAUAUUAAGAUGAAUGCAUGUUUUACAUCCUAAAGGUCUAUUUUCAGUACUGUUUAUGCUUAACAGUUGCUCUCUUACCUUUUUGUUGUUUAGAGGAAGGAGAAAUGUUUUUAUUGGGGAAGGUCUAGAACAGGGUGUUGAACAAGAGGUUAUGAACAGUAGUGCCAUUAAGGUCCGUUGCUUGUUCAUAUUCUUGUCUUACUGAAAUGUUUUAUAUGAAAAUAUAUAUAUGUAUAUUAUAUAUAAAUAUAUAUUUUAUCUUAAUCUUAUUUAUUACAUUUCUUUGAAGUUUGAAAUCUGGCUGAGUAAUUCAUGGAAUGUGUCCUUCAUUAAAGAUGCACAAUCUUCAGAUUUUUAGCAGCAAAUAGGGUCCAAGUGAUGUUUACGAUGAGCCAAAAUGGUUAGUUAUUGCAAAGGAAAACUGUUGUGAAAGUGUAUUUGAAAAGCUACUGAUGUAAAAGAGUUUUUAGUCUUCAGCUUUUUUUAAAUUCAUUACAAUUACUUUUCAGUUUUAAUCACAAUUCUGCAGAUUAUGAAAAUUGAAGCAGUGCCAUUUAUUAUAACUUUAAGAGCAGUUGACCAGUAUACCCUCCUUUUCCGUACAACACUUUGGUGCCAUUCUCUAGUGUUUAACACAUCUGACCUGCAGGUUAACACGUUCAGGGACAAUUUACUAAUUUUGAUAAAUACUGUUACUACAGAAUCUGUAUCCUAAUGAAGUGGUCUAUGCAUUUAGUGUAGGUUUAAAUAUGGCAAAAACUUUUGGAACUAUGGGUCCAUUAUUUCUGACCCUUUAUCCAUAUGUGCCGUCUCCCAUGAAUGAGCAUACCACUUCCUAUGCUUUUAGAUGUCCUAGCUCUGCCACAAAAAUAUUGUUACAACUUUUGAUUUUUCGUGAUUGUGAGCAGCUGUCCUUUUUGAGUAAUCUUCAGGCCACAAGAACAGUUGUACAGUUUGGAAACACAGUAUUGAUUCUGGUGGUGGUUUUAGGCAACAUAAUGUUUACAGUUAACAGCCAUAGCGGUGAUUUUUUGCAAGAAAACGUGUGGGUACACUUAAACCUGUAGCAUUUAUUUCCAGCAAGAAAACAUGGAUAUACUUAAAAGCCACAUCAGUGGUCAUUGUAGUGAUUUUGAACAAGAAAAUUUCCAGUUACUCUUAAUAGCCAUAGCAGUGGUUAUAGUGGGGGUUUUCAUAAUGCACCGUUCUGGCUGCUUAACAGCAUUUUGGAACUCUGAGACUGCUAGAACAAAUGCUUAACCCUGUUUUGUUAUUGUUGAAUUUUUAAUAAAAAUUGAAGCCCUGAAUUAGAGAUUAAAAAAAAAAAAAAAAAAAAGCUUAAGUAUAUUAAAA
Protopterus annectens (West African lungfish) is the source of this 2577-nucleotide messenger RNA. It is a transcript of the gene GTF2A1, whose product is annotated as general transcription factor IIA subunit 1. Gene Ontology annotation, biological process: transcription initiation at RNA polymerase II promoter; transcription by RNA polymerase II. The coding region runs from base 19 to 972 and encodes 317 amino acids. The transcript is spliced from 8 exons. NCBI's taxonomy places the organism in Eukaryota, Metazoa, Chordata, Ceratodontiformes, Protopteridae. The record is from RefSeq and is a predicted model, not a curated record. Gene Ontology annotation, cellular component: transcription factor TFIIA complex.